Molecule: messenger RNA, 324 nt
Organism: Penicillium psychrosexuale
Lineage: Eukaryota; Fungi; Ascomycota; Eurotiomycetes; Eurotiales; Aspergillaceae
Exons: 1
Coding region: 1-324 (107 amino acids)
Source: RefSeq, a predicted model, not a curated record
AUGAAGAGACAAACGCCCGAGGAGCUGGAAGCACAGAAAGCAUCAUUACUUGGGUCUGUUUAUGGCAAGGACUGGAAGGCCAUCAGCGAGGCGAAGUCCAAGGAAUAUAUGGCUAGGAAUACUACUCCGCAGAUCGGUAUCCCUCGACUGGAAGAGAAGGAGCAUUCUAUGCAGUCUGAUGCCAGAAAUGGGGAGGAUAUACUCGAUGCUUCUCCUAUCGGCGUCCAUCAGCCCGAAGGGAAUGGGCACACUACGCAGCCUGAUGCAGAGACGGCGGAGGACAUACUCGGCCCUGAAAUUGAAGGGAAUGAGAAUACUAUCUAG